UGUUUGAGCAGACGCUCACCUGUAUAAACAAAAGCUGAUCAAGUUAAGUCAAAUUUCGUCAUUGACUGGCCACAUGAUUGACAAGAGGCCCCAGAACAUCUAGUUAAAGUGUGAAGAGUGUAGAAUAAAGACCUGACAACUGGGCGAAGAGAAGUACUUUGUCUGAUGUCUAGGGACAGUGACAGACAAAAUGAACCCAGUGCUGCUUCUGUUAAUUUUUGUUGGCUCGUUGCAUAUCGAGUUUUGUACCUCCCUAACAUGCGAAGAUUACAAAAGACCUCUUAAGGAAAACAGCGCAGUUAAUAGCGUUAGCAGAAAAUUUCUCAACUGUUGGGGAAGUGAAGUUGAGCAUGGGGAGUCAGAUUUAAUCAUCCUGAUAGACAAGUCAGGCAGUAUGAUGCAAAGUGGCUGGAAUGCUGCGAAAGAUUUUGUCGACGCCUUACUUACUGAAGUAAGGGUGGCUUUCAAUGCAACCAGAAUCACUAUUGGAACCUUCGCAUCUACACAUAGACUGGAGUUGAAUUAUCUCACGAAAGAUACAGGGCCUGCCAGUCACAAGUGUCGCUUUGCGCGUGAUUUUGAGAAAGUUACUUACCAAAGUGGCAACAUGGGUGUUAUGACUAACAUGCAAGGCUCCCUUCAAGAUGCGUACAAUGUUUUUUUGCAGUUAAUUAGCAACCCUCAAAAGUAUUAUUAUAGGCAGAAAGCCAACAAAGUGAUCAUGGUUUUGAGCGAUGGAAGGCCAAAUAUGAGAGCUGAUGGCACUGUAGUUUGGAACAUUGACUUGACACCAGAUGUGCGCAAGAUUAAGCAGUUGGGUUUCGUUGAGAUGUAUGCUGUUGGCAUUACAGAUGGGCUCGAUCAGAAUUUCAUGCAGAAUACUUUGGCCACUGAUCCUUCUCUUUACAUCUACCAACCAACUUUCACUGACCUCACAAACUUGGCAAAGUCAAUAAGAGGAGAUCCUUACGAGAAAGAUUACGAAACAGCUUCAGUCGACCCGUUAGAAUGCAGAGAAGGAUGUGACAGUAAUGCAUUCUGUGGUUGCAAUCUGAAGAGCGGCAAAUACAAAUGUGCUUGCAAAGUUGGGUAUUAUGGCACCGCUGAAAAGCAGAGCUCUGGCUCAACGUGUCAUCGUUGCCCUGUUGACACAUAUGGAGACAGAGCUGGCAUGGUAACUGCUUGCAAAGCCUGUCCUUCUAACUCCGGCACAAACGGAACUACUGGCAACACUCAGGUAGCACAAUGCACUUGCAAACUAGGAUACACUGGAAAUCCGAGCAUCGGACUUUCGUGCGAUAAGGUAAAGUGUAAUCCUGUGAACGGUAUCAAUAAUGGAUUCAUUGACAACCCCACUGAAUGCGGAAAGAAUGAAUACGGUGCAAAAUGUAUCUUCAGAUGCAAUGGAGGAUUCAAAUUGCAUGGCAAUGAUGUUUUAACAUGUAACCAUAAAGGAAUUUUCUCGGGAUCUACUCCAACGUGCUUACCCUUGAGGUGCCCAGCAGCCAUCAUGCAGAAUACGAAUAGCUACGAAGUACUUUGCCGUGGAAAUAUUGAUGUUGCAUCUGAUUCCUACGGUGUAGGGAUAAAAUGCAACUACACUUGUAGAAACAAAUACUUUCAUCUCAACGGAACAAAAGUAAGGGAGUGCCUUUCAUCAGAGACAUGGUCUGGAGAAGAAUUCUCCUGCAAAGAAAUUGCUUGCCCUAAAAUUCCAAAAGGACAUGAAAAGUUGUUGACUGGGAGCGCUGCUGUUAAUUGCUUUGAGAGAGAAACAAAAGUCGAAGAAAUCUGUAGUUUUGAAUGUCCGUUAGGCUACCAGUUAAGCGGAUCAAGAUCGGUAACUUGUUCAAACAACAACGGACCGGUAGGGAAAUGGACAACUGGUGCCGGAAAUUUUGUAGCCCCCAAUUGCACAGACAUACAAAGACCAAAAUUUGCUAAUGAAAAUGAGUGUGCUAAUGGAAUCAGUCUUUCAAACACAACCCUGCUGGACCGGUCAUACGGUGUUAUCAAUUUUGACGCAAUCGGUGUUACCGACAACAGCGGAGGCCCAAUCACCAUAGAAAGUACACCUCCUGGCUACCAGCUUGGUCGUUCAUAUAACAUUGGAAUCACAGAUAUCAAGAAGAGUUUGGCUAUCAAAUUCACUGCUACAGAUGCUAGCAAUAACAAGGCCGAGUGCAAAUUUUUCGUUGAAAUUCUAGAUAAGCAGAAACCGAAGCUGUUAAAAUGUCCAGACGAAAACAUUAUAAAGAAAACUUCAAAGACACAGGAAAGAGUUAUAUGGACAGAGCCGACCUACUCCGACAACUGUGGCAACAGUUCUGAGUGCCAAAUAGAUAUUUACACGCCUACACCUCCCAAUAGUAUUUUUCAACAAGGAUCAACAACACCAGUUUCUUACAAGGCAACUGACCCGUCUGGGAAUUCCAAUGAAAAAUGCAUAUUCAACGUGAUUAUCAAAGCACCGACAUGUGAUCCUCUUCCUCCUCCGCGAAAUGGUAUGUCGGUAGAUUAUGGGUCAAUGUCUAUCAUUGCCUGUCCAACUGGCCUUUUCCCGAAUGAAGUCCCUCCUAUCUUCUACCAAUGCAUGAACGAAAAAUGGGUAGGAGUCUAUGCGCCGCCAAGAACUGUUAACCAGUUAAUUCCUGACUGUAUCUCUAAAACAGCGCCUUCUGGACUUAAUGUGUACUUGUUCAUGAGUUAUCAGUACAAUGGAGACUGUAGCAGCGCAGCAGCGCAAGAAAAAAUUAAAACAUCCUUAAAGGCCUUGUGCAGAGAUCAGUGUACAAAAGAAGGAAUGAAGGCUCAUUGUGGACCUACCAGUGUUGUAAAACGAAGAGCGAGAAGAUCGUUACAGGAUCUGUCUAUUCGCAUCGAAUUGAAAGUUACCACAUCAAAGGAAGAUGCUAAAAAGGACCCCGAUGGUAAUGAGAUGAAAACAAGAAUGCAAAAUGACGUAUUGCCUAAUGUCAUAAAAGAGAUGAAGUCGACGCCUCCUCAAACCAUUGACCAAAGCAUCCAAGGAUUUUCAAGAGAUCCAUAUUCCGACAACAACCUUAAACUGUCUUGUGCUGGAGAUGGUGAAGUGUACAAUGAAGAAGAAACUAGUGACAAACGAUGCGCUGGAUGUAUUGCUGGGCAGUUUAAAAAUUUGGCAACUGGUACUUGCCAGCCAUGUCCAAAGGGAACCUACCAACCAAACGAAGGAGCUACGUCAUGCAUUUCCUGUCCUGAAGGAAGUACGACUGUAGGAAAUGACGUCAGAAAUGAAACAUCCUGUAGAAAGUUAUGCAAGCCAGGAGAAUUUUCGGAUACUGGUUUUGCUCCUUGUAAAACAGCACCUCCAGGCACCUACGUUGAAGGGUCAGGGAAAAAGAGUUACGUUUCCUGUCCUGCAGGUACAACGACAGUGACACCCGGGGCAAAGUCUCGCUAUGAUUGUGGAACAAGUUGCCAGCCUGGUACCUACUCAGUAACAGGAGUUGAAUCAUGCUCGCCGUGUGAGCAGGGUACUUAUCAACAUGAAGACGGCAAAGUGAACUGCAUUGAUUGCCCAGGACUGCAAUGGACGUACGGCGAAGGGGCUGAUGACCUAUCAAAAUGUGUUGAUGUCGAUUCAUGCUCGUCGAGUCCAUGUCUAAAUAGUGGCCACUGCAUUGAUCUAAAAGUUGGCUUUAGAUGUGAAUGCAAGGCAGGGUUUUGGGGAAGCAGAUGUGAGAAAGAGGUCGACGAAUGUGCUUUGAGGCCAUGCUUAAACGGUGGAAAGUGUCUGGAUAAGUUCCAAGGGUACAAGUGCGUGUGUUCUGCUGGAUCAACAGGCAAAAAUUGUGAAACCCUAAUCGGGACAUGUAGGGCAGGAUUUUGUGGUCAGAAUGGUCAAUGCAGGGAUUUGGCGGAUAAUUCUUUCAAAUGCGUUUGUAACGAUGGCUAUACGGGCCAAUUUUGCGAAACAUUCAUUGAUGCUUGUCAAGAUCAGCCAUGCAAAAAUGACGGUGUUUGUGAAAGCACUAGGACCGACUUUACUUGCAAGUGCAAGACAGGAUUUACUGGGAAACAAUGUGAGACAAACAUGAAUUUCUGCUCAAGUGAACCUUGUAUGAAUGGUGGGGAAUGCUCAGAUUCAAAAUAUGGUUUUGUAUGCAACUGUAAGGAGCCGUAUUUUGGACUUCGUUGUGAACAGAAAACAAACAUGUGCCAACACACCACAUGCAAACAUAGUGUAACAUGCAAGGAUUUGAGCACAGACGUUAAAUGCUCUUGCUUACCAGGCUAUGGAGGGAAACUCUGCGACAAAAAACUAGGAAGCGAUUUUGAUAUCGGAUUCCAAAACCGAGAGGCCCCAACAUUCUCAGCUAUCGAAGGAAAAUACGAUUUGUCGCAAUUAACAGUUGCAUUUUGGAUGCGAACAUCAGAUCUUAACAGCAAAGGAACUCCGCUUUCAUAUGCAAACACACAUAAUGGAAAGAUAGACGACAAUGCUUUUGUAUUGACUGACUACUCAAGUUUUGACUUGACUAUCAACAACGUCACCGCGAAUUUGGGCUUCUCUGCUAAUGAUGGAGAAUGGCACCACAUUGCAGUUACCUGGUCAAGUGCAACUGGCACUUGGAUUGCAUACAAAGAUGGCGCAGAACUCAAGCGAUCAACUGCUGCAUUCCAACAAGGACAAGUGAUUGGAAAAGGUGGUCUAUUUGUCGUUGGAGAGGAACAAGAUGAGAUUGGUGGCUCAUUUACGCCAACAGAAUCGUUUUUUGGUGACAUGAGCCAGCUAAAUGUUUGGAAAAGAGUUCUGUCUGCAAAUGAAAUUUAUGAUUUAACAAUGUCUUGUAAACACACCGCUGGUGAUGUUUUGGCAUGGGCUGAUUUCAGUGAGCAGAGUCAUGGAAAUAUCAUCAAAACUGAGCCCUCGCUUGCAUGCGACUUCCGCAACGACCUAAGAGAAUAUCAAGUGCUAAAAGAGUGGCAACUUCCUUCACAUCUACGCUCUGUGAUAUCGACUGAAUCACACAGCCACCCAAAGCUUUGCGCCCAAAGAUGCACCUCUUCUCAGAUGGGGUACAAAUGCAGAUCAUUCAUUUUCGACAAAAGUGCCAAAAGGUGCACAUUCUACACUAAGUCAUUGCUCAUCCACGAGGGAACUGCUGAAAAGGCUGCACAGUAUGACUUGUAUCAAUACAGCUGUGUCAAGCCACUUGGUUUAAGCACAAAAGAAAUACCGGACAGUCGUAUUACCGCAAGCUCGUCUUUGUCCGGAUCUUCCCCAUCUAUGGCGCGUUUAUUCAAUACACCAAGGACCGCUUCACAAACAUUCGCGCAUUGGUCACCAAAUGAUAACAAUCCUUACAUCCAGAUUGACCUUGGCUCUUACCAUAAAGUCACCGGCAUUGCCACACAGGGACAUUACAUCUCCACCGUCAGAGAAUUCGCAACUUUCUAUACGAUCCAAUACAAGCUUACACCGAGCGCCGGCUGGACUACUUACAAUCCACCAACUGGAAGUAAAAUGAAUGCAAACACAAAUUCUUACGGCAUCGUAAGAAACGAGGUCUUGUUUUACGCAUGGUUGAUCAGAAUCAUACCAGGAAAAGAUUCAUCCAGCUCGCGAAUCGCAAUGCGAAUGGAAAUCUAUGGAUGCCCUCACCGCCCACAAGGACAACCGGUAGCAAAGUCUGAUGGAAACAAUUGUGGCUCAUCAACUUGCAACAAUGGUGGACAGUGCAUCGAUUUAUAUCAGAGAUACGCUUGUGUCUGCCCUGAGGGAUUCAGUGGCUCAAGAUGCGAGCAAGCGGUCGGAUGCCCUUCGCCUGACAUUCCAGUGUACGGGCGACUGAUAUCAAAAACGGCCUCAGCUGCUCAAGUUGAAUGUUUGCCUGGCUACACAACUUCGGACAAUGCAAGAAAAUCCUGCGUCAAAGGAAGCUGGAUUGGCUCUCAAGUGACCUGCAAACCAAAAAACAACUGCGCUUCUUCACCAUGCUUCGCAAAUAAUUGCCAGGAACUCGUUGGAGGAUACCGUUGCUACUGUCCGGCUGGCUAUGUACUUGCUUCGGACGGACAUACAUGUCAAGACAUAAAUGAAUGCAGCAAAAACAAUGGAGGAUGUAGCCAUACCUGCAUAAAUACAAUUGGCAGUUUCAGGUGCACAUGUCCAGCGAGAUAUCGACUUAGUGGAAAAUUACUCUGUAUUGAUGAUGAUGAAUGUGAACGAGGCAAUCAUGGUUGCUCUCAAGACUGUAAAAAUACUCUUGGAAGUUAUCAAUGCCAAUGCAAAUCUGGAUAUAGUUUAUUGGGAGACGGAAAAUCGUGCAAUCAGAUAGCCUGUCCAUACAUAAACGAUGUUGCAAACGGUCAUGUAUCUAGGUCAAAACUGAAAGUGACGUACAGCUGCUCUGCUGGAUAUCAGCUCAACGGUCCUAGCACUCGGUUAUGUCACCCUGAUGGAAAGUGGUCUGGAACACAGCCUACCUGCACACGUGUCAACUGUGGAACUCUCAGAGGAGAGACUGCCACCGUAUCUGUCAGCAGCACUUUCUACAAUGGAGUCGCUAGGUUCUCGUGUCCAGCAUCGUAUAAGUUAAUUGGCACAUCGACAAGAACAUGUCUACAGUCUGGGGAAUGGUCGGGUACCCAACCACGCUGCUCGAAGUUUAAAUGCCCAGUACUAUCCAACCCACUACACGGAGAAAUCCUUGGAUUAGCAUUGAUAGAGGGCAGUGUUGCAAGAGUUAAAUGUAACAAGGGGUAUCGGUUGGUGCAAAAUAAUUUGGAGUUGCGUACGUGUCAAAGCAAUGGUCAGUGGACUGGGGGAAAUACUGCAACUAUGACUUGUGAAUUGAUUGAUUGUGGCAUGCCUCCAAGUAAACCCUACAUGCAGGUGACAUUACGUCAUGGAACUAAAUAUUCAGCCAUAGCGACAUACACUUGCAGUCAAUCAGGCGGCCAAAAAUGUUUGGAGGGGCCAGCCACAAGACAUUGUAAUGCUGAUGGAAAAUGGUCAGGAACAGAACCUUCGUGCAUCGCAAAUUCUUGUUGCAAGCCAAAAGUGCCAGAACACUCGACUUUCUACUCUGAUAAUAGAUUCAACUAUGGGGACAAAGUAUACACAAGCUGCGAUGUCGGCUACGUAAUUGGUGGCACGGCAUUCAGAGUGUGUCAGAACAAUGGGCAGUGGUCAGGCACGCAGACAACAUGCACAAUUACUGACUGCGGCGAUCCCGGCUUUGUAUCAAACGGAGUGCGCACGAUGAGUGACACAGUGUACCAAAGCACAGCAAAUUACUUUUGUAACCCAGGUUACUUGCUGAUAGGGUCAACUAAAAGACAAUGUCAAGCCAAUGGAACGUGGUCUGGCCAGUCUGCGUCUUGUGUCAAGAGCAGCUGUGGAGGACUUGUGGCUGGUUCUAGUGGGAGAAUAACGGUAGGAGGUGGAAAGAACGUUUGUCACUGGAUGAUUCAAGUUAAUCAAGGAAAGAAGGUUAAUAUCAACUUCGCUACCUUUGGAAUUGGAGCAAAAGACAAAGUGAAGAUAUUCGACGGUCAGAAAUAUGAGGAGUACAUCACAUUCACAAAAGUGAAUAAACCGCGCUCAUUUACUGGAAAUAGCCAUUUUAUGAGGGUUAUUUACUACAGUGAAGACAAUACAGGCACUGGCUUCACAUUGGAUUACAAGGAAGCAACCUGUGGUGGCCAUUUGGAUACAGAAUAUGGAGUGAUUACAAGCCCUGGUUUCCCAGUGUCUUACAAGCCCAACGACGAAUGCUUUUGGACUGUUCAUCGACCUCACAACAACUUACAGAUAGCUUUUACUGAUUUCUACCUACAGAAAAGUUAUGAAGAUUUUGUAGAGAUCUAUGAAGGACCAUUUGCAAAUGCCAGAAUGCUUUUGUAUCCAGCCUACGGGUACGGCAGACCUUUAGCACAAUGGGCUGAUCGUUGGAUGUGGAUCCACUUCAAAGUCAACGAAGUCUUCCAAGAUGUAGGCUUCAAGGGCGUUUAUGGUAUUUACCGCCCACCAGAUUAUGAUUAACUGUGCGCUUACUCCUUUUUCAGACUCUUACUAAAUUUGAUUUCAUAUCAAUAGAAUUAAGAAUGAUAUUUUGUGUGAUAUUGUAAUCUCAUUAUAAUCCCAUUAGAAAUACCGAAAACACCAAACAAA
Rhopilema esculentum is the source of this 8161-nucleotide messenger RNA. RefSeq names its product sushi, von Willebrand factor type A, EGF and pentraxin domain-containing protein 1. The record is from RefSeq and is a predicted model, not a curated record. Lineage: Eukaryota; Metazoa; Cnidaria; Scyphozoa; Rhizostomeae; Rhizostomatidae. Gene Ontology annotation, molecular function: calcium ion binding.